UCCCACUCUCCAUCUGCACAUCUGGAACGAUGGAUCAGUUCUGAGUGGAGCUGCAGGUUCAAGCGCUUGGACUUAAAACCUGCUGCAGAAAAGGAAUUUAAUCUGAGUAUUGCAGGCUGGAGAGCAGGUGUGUAGAGAAAGUGUGAUCUGUUCUUUGAUCAAAGGCUCAUCUGGUUCGGAGUUUUGGCCAGACCACACAGUGUGUAUUGGGCGUGUUAGCGAUGAUCUGGACGAGGUGUAUGUUGUGUGCACUUCUGCUUUGUUGGGCUCUCAUUCUUGGAGUCGAGCUUGAACACCAGCAGGAAGAGCAACACAUGGACCAGAAGAAUAAAGGAACAGAGAGAGAUGGGAAGGGAAAUACAGAGUCGAUAUGUCCGGAUCAGUGCAGCUGCCUGGCUGAGGAAGCUAUCGACUGUGCUGGGGUGAAUUUAUCCGAGUUCCCACAAGAGCUACCAGAAAACACACGCCAGCUCUCACUGCAGAACAAUCAGAUUUCAGAAAUCAGAGCGGAGGAUCUCUCACGGCUUAUUCAUUUGGAGACUCUCAACCUCCAGAACAAUCGCCUCACAACACAGGGCCUUGAAGAUGAUGGGUUUGAAGCUCUGGAGCAGCUCAGUUACUUAUACUUGGCGAAUAACAAGCUCACGGCAGCUCCUAGAUAUCUUCCACCAACCCUGAUUAGUGCUGACUUUGCUGCAAACCAGCUCACCACGAUCUACCCCUACACGUUUGGCCAGAAACCAGGACUGAAGUCAGUGUACCUUCACAACAACAAGCUGUCUGACGCAGGUUUACCCGAGCGAAUGUUCAAUGGUUCAGACAACUUGGAGGUGUUAAUACUCUCCAGCAAUUUCCUGCGCUAUGUCCCUAAAGGCCUGCCAACUGCACUCUUCCGUCUUCAUUUGAAGAAUAACAAACUGGAGAAGAUUCCUUCAGGUGCAUUUGACAGCCUGCCUCAUCUGAGGGAACUGUACCUACAGAACAACCUCCUGAGCAACAGCGGAAUGGAUAACACCACUUUCAGUCAACUGUCCAGACUGGAGUACCUGGACCUGUCCAACAACAAUCUGAGUUCAGUACCCUUAGGUCUUCCUCGGACCCUGAUGCUGCUCCACCUGGAGAAAAACUACAUCACAUCUGUCAAGGUAGAUUCCCUCAGUGCUGUGAAGAAUCUUCAGUACCUGCUGCUUCACCAUAACCGACUUCGGGCUCGCCACAUCCACCGCGAUGCUUUCCGCGGUCUUAAGCGCCUCCAUACACUCCACCUUCACCACAACUUGCUGGAGCGAAUUCCUCUGGGCCUGCCACGCCGUGCCCACACUCUUGUGUUGCUACGAAACUUCAUCAAUGAGAUCGGACGUGAUGACCUCAGCACUCUUUACACACUCAACGAGCUCAACCUGAGCUAUAACCGUUUGACAAGUGAACGCCUCCAUCGACAUGCUUUCAGGAAACUGCGGGUGCUGGAAGUCCUGGAUCUGUCAGGGAACAAGUUGAGCACAUUGCCACUUGGGCUUCCAAAGAGCCUCCACGUCCUCCGGGUAAAGGAUAAUCAGAUUGCUGAGUUGCCAGAGAGGGCACUGAUGGGCAUGAACAAGCUGAAGGAGCUCCAUCUUUCUAAUAACCAGAUCAAACUAAGCUCUAUCUACCAGGGGGCAUGGCAAGAGCUUGGCUCUCUCAUGACCCUCGAUUUGUCAGAAAACCUGCUGUCUCAUGUCCCUGCUGAUCUUCCUGAGUCUCUGGAGUUCCUACAUCUGCAGAACAACAGGAUCAGCAGCAUCUCUGCCACAGACUUCAUCAGUACCCCCAACAUCAAGAGCAUCUUCCUGAGGUUUAACCGUCUCUCCAGUCUCUCUGUAGCCGAGGAUUCUUUCUCUCACUUGUCCAAACUACAGGUGUUGGACACCGGACACGGAAAUGUCACGCCACGCCGUAACCACGAGGAUGGGACAGAGGAAGACUACACAGAAAAUGAGGAAGAGGAGGUGCAGCCAAAAAAACUAUAAACUGAAGUGAACACUAUACAGAGAAUAAUCUAAUGAGAAUUAAUCAAUAUAGAGUGUAGAUAUUGGAGGUCAUGUAACUGAGUAUCAUUAAUGAAAUUAUUAAUAACACUGAGUAUUAAUGAUAUGAGUGUAGAUGAUGGAAGUCAUGUGACUGAGUAUUAUCAAUGAUAUAAGACUGUAGAUGAUGGCGUUCAUGUGUCUCUGAGUAUUGUUAACGAUAUAAGAGUGCAGAUGAAGGAAAUCAUAUGAUUGAGCAUUAUCAGUGACAUAUGAUUGUAGAUGAUGGAGGUCAGUGGCUAUUAUUGAUGACAAAAGAGUGUAGAUGAUGGAGGCCCGUGAUCCAGAGUAUUAUUAAUAAUAUAAGAGUGUUGAUGAUGGAGGCCCAUGAUCCAGAGUAUUAUUAAUAAUAUAAGAGUGUUGAUGAUGGAGGUCAUGUGACUGAGUAUUAGUAAUGAUAUAAGAGAGGAGAAGAUGUGACUCUGAGCAGCUCGACUUUUAUAAACAAUGUUAUUUUUUAAUCUUUAGGCUAAAUAUGCAGAUCAUUUACAGUGUGUGUAGAAAGUCAAUUAAACUUGGCCUCAUUUAUCUCAGAAA
Neoarius graeffei (lesser salmon catfish) is the source of this 2600-nucleotide messenger RNA. RefSeq names its product podocan (gene podn). The record is from RefSeq and is a predicted model, not a curated record. The transcript has 10 exons. Lineage: Eukaryota; Metazoa; Chordata; Actinopteri; Siluriformes; Ariidae. The coding region runs from base 222 to 2006 and encodes 594 amino acids. Gene Ontology annotation, molecular function: protein binding.